This is a messenger RNA of Phragmites australis (common reed), 1145 nucleotides long. Its product is annotated as thioredoxin-like 2, chloroplastic. Bases 179 to 868 code for a protein of 229 amino acids. Gene Ontology annotation, biological process: cell redox homeostasis. The record is from RefSeq and is a predicted model, not a curated record. NCBI's taxonomy places the organism in Eukaryota, Viridiplantae, Streptophyta, Magnoliopsida, Poales, Poaceae. The transcript has 4 exons.
CCCUACCCGCCCCCGACGAAGAAGCAGAGCAGCGAGCGCGGCCAACGCUAACGGCACACCAGUAGCUCCUCCACACGCGCGCCGCCUCCCCGCCAACCCUCCACGCCUCGGAUGCCCCUGGCGCCGGCGCAGGCAGCUUCGGUGGCGCCCAGAGCGGCGGUGGUCUAGCGGAUCCCGGAUGCGGAAAAUCCCGAUGGUCGACGCGCUCCUCCUCCCGCGCCGCUUCCUCGCCCUAUCCUCCGCCGCCUCCUCCGCAUCGUCGUCCUCCUCCACGUCGUCCCCGCCGUCUUGCUGGGCCCUCUCGCCCGGCUCGCCGCAACGGGCACGCCUGGCGGCCGGGCAGCAGCCCCCGCGGCCUCGUCGGCUAGCGCGGGUCAAGGUUCGUGCUGCAGUCCCAGAGAGCAGCGAGCAACCAAAAUGGUGGGAGAAGAAUGCUGGCCCAAACAUGAUUGACAUCCAUUCCACAGAGGAGUUCUUGGAUGCACUGAGAGAUGCGGGAGACAGGCUUGUUAUUGUCGAGUUCUAUGGAACCUGGUGCGGUUCGUGCCGGGCACUCUUUCCAAGGCUCUGCAGGACUGCUUUGGAGAACCCUGAUAUUUUGAUUCUAAAAGUAAAUUUUGAUGAAAACAAACCUAUGUGCAAACGGCUUAAUGUAAAAGUCCUUCCUUUCUUCCAUUUUUACCGUGGAGCUGAUGGACAACUGGAGGCUUUCUCAUGUUCCUUAGCUAAGUUUCAGAAGCUGAAGGAUGCCAUUGCAGUUCAUAACACUGCUCGUUGCAGCAUUGGUCCGCCUGUCGGAGUCGGGGAUGUUAACUUGCUGGAUAGUGCGAGCCCUUGGGAGAAACCUGCGGAAGCUAGCUCACGGUAGAUAUCGUCAGAAUGGGCUCCCCAUCCUACUCAUUUUUCCCCACUAUAGAUCAUACUGUAAUCAGCUCCGGAGAAUCUUCAAUUUUCCUAGUUCACGAAUCAGAUGUUGUAAGGAUUAUUGUUUUGCAUUCUUGGAAGGGAAAAUGUGUACUAUACCUUGUGAACAUUUAUGUUGGACAGAGGAACCAUAGAGUUGUACAUCAUUUUAGAGGAUGGUUGCGCAAACAAACAAGUGACUUUCUAGGUUGUUUUUUAUGAAGCAAUCCAUUGUUCGUUUC